Molecule: messenger RNA, 1086 nt
Organism: Pseudogymnoascus verrucosus
Lineage: Eukaryota; Fungi; Ascomycota; Leotiomycetes; Thelebolales; Thelebolaceae
Exons: 2
Coding region: 1-1086 (361 amino acids)
Molecular function (GO): dioxygenase activity
Source: RefSeq, a predicted model, not a curated record
AUGCAUCGUGUCGAAACAUAUCUCGAUGAGCCCGCAGACAUUCCCGUCAUUGAUUUCCGCCAGUUAAAUGGCACUCAAAAUGAGCGCUCAGUGGCCUUCAAAUACUUGGACGAUGCCUUCCAGUCUUUAGGUUUCAUAUACCUCUCCAAUCAUAGUAUUCCGCAAAAACUUAUCGACGAGGCUUUUGAAUGGUCGAGACGCUUUUUCGCGCUUCCGCAUGAUGUAAAGAAACGCAUCGCCCAUCCCCCAAGUGGUGCCGUCAAUGACUAUCUAGGAUUCCUCGAAAUUGGACAGGUAUUGGUCAGCCAGCUGGUUUGGGACACCGCGGAGCUAGAGGAGCUACGCAAGACCACACCGGAGAGGCACGAGGGUCUUGAACUGUGCAAUCCACAUGACUUACAAGUCGAUGUUGGCCGAAACCUCUGGCUCCCUGAGGACAUCUUUCCUGGAUUCCGAAGCUUCUACGACUCGUGGUGGGACGCAUGUACUCGCCUGGAUCACCAGCUAUUGGAGAACAUUUCGGAGUUAUUGAAACUUGGUAGUCCGAAAUAUCUCUCAAACCAGCACACCUGCGAUUUCUGCCACAUGAGCUUCAACUAUUUUCCCUCAAUGGAGGUUGGCCCGCUCAAAAGCCGUGAGGUUCACCGGAUGAACGCUCACACAGACUUUCAACAGCUGACGAUCGUUUUUAACGAUAGUAUCGGUGGCCUCGAAAUCCACGAUGGUGAGGCUUUCAGGCCCGUGAUCCCAAAGCAAGGGAAGAUCAUUGUCGACGUCGGCGAUAUUCUUGACCGGCAAACAAAUGGGAGAUCGAAGAGCGCUUUGCAUCAAGUCGUGGCUCCGAGAGAAUCUAUGAUAGGCAACAGAAAAGAUUCUGUUCCACUUGCUGCCGGCUCAGUUGUAGAUCGAUAUUCCUUGGCUUUUUUUGGGAUGCCUGACCCAGAGUUUAUUAUUGAAACUCUCCCUGGGUGUGAGGCGAAGGGUAAAUGGGCUCAGAAUAUGGUUGGAGAAUGGGGUCAGACGGUGACAACAGACGAGUGGCUUGCUAAAAGAGUUUCAACUGAGUUUCCAGCGGAGGCUUCUUAG